AUGGAAGUGGAAGUGGUGGUUCCGGUGGACUUCAACUUCGACAGCAACUGCUCCUCCCCAUUCAUCACCGCCCCUUCCAGCCCCCAACGCUUCGGUAGCAACGCCAACUUCUUCUUCAGCGCUCCCACUAGCCCAACACGUGCCACUUCCUCCUUCUUCCACGACUCUCCCUCUCCUUCUCCUUCUUCCUCUGUUCCCUUCCACUGGGAACAACAACCUGGUCUCCCCAAAUCCAAACCCAAUGCCAACCACAACCACGAUGAUUUCGAGUUCAAUUUCAGCGGACACCUCGACAGACCUUCCCUAACUGCCGAUGAACUCUUCCACGCCGGGAAGAUCCGUCCCCUCAAGCCGCCGCCGCGCCUUCACUCCCCUUCUCCAGUGACAUCUCCGCGCUCCAGAAACUCGCCGCGCAAGAAGAAGGACUUCGACCCGUUCGUAGAGGCGUUGAAAGAAACGCGCAGAAGGAGAGAAGAAGAAAGAGAAGAAGAGAAGAAGGAAGCGCGAGGGAGGGAAAGAGUUUCGGUGGCUGGUCGUAAAGGAAGCAGGUCCUUGUCUCCUUUGAGGAUCUCCGACAUCGUGUGCGACUCCGAGGAGAAAAGCGUUUCUUCCUCCACAAGCAACUCGAAAUAUUCGUUCUUGUCUUCCAUUCCCUUCACCAGAAAGUGGAGAUUCAGGGAUUUUCUGCUCUUCCGAAGUGCUUCCGAGGGAAGAGCUAGCGACAAGGACCAGCUGAGGAAGUACGUGGUUCUCUCCAAGAACGAAGAUGUUCGGAACUCCAGCUUCCGGUCCACCGAGAGUUCCGGUUCGGUCUCCAAACGCCGCGGGCCGGUUUCGGCCCACGAGUUGCAUUACACAGUGAACCGGGCUGCGUCGGAGGAGAUGAAGAAGAAGACCUUCUUGCCUUACAAGCAGGGUUUGUUGGGCUGCUUGGGCUUUAACCCUGGUAUGCAUCACAUCUCUAAGGGAAUUGGAUCUUUCACGCGUUCAUAG
Molecule: messenger RNA, 993 nt
Organism: Sphenostylis stenocarpa
Lineage: Eukaryota; Viridiplantae; Streptophyta; Magnoliopsida; Fabales; Fabaceae
Source: the annotation of a GenBank genome assembly